This is a messenger RNA of Funneliformis caledonium, 948 nucleotides long. The record is from the annotation of a GenBank genome assembly. Lineage: Eukaryota; Fungi; Glomeromycota; Glomeromycetes; Glomerales; Glomeraceae.
AUGGCUAAUUUUCGUUCCAGCUUGAGUAAGCUUUCGUUUAUUAAAAUACGUCGGUUCUCCGCGUUACGUGAUCAAGAAAAACCUUUAUCUCAGAACUUAGGAUCCUAUAUAGGGCCAAAAAAAGUUAAGAUCGUAGAAGUUGGUCCUCGUGAUGGUCUACAAAAUGAAAAGCAGCCUAUAUCAACAGAGAUUAAGAUAAAUUUUAUAAAUAAAUUAUCAAGGACGGGUUUGAAGGUGAUCGAGGCAACUUCUUUUGUGUCGCCGAAACUAGUUCCUCAGAUGGCAGAUUGUGAAGAAGUUAUGAAAAAAAUAACACGUGAACCGGGGGUUAAUUAUCCAGUUCUGACCCCCAAUCUUAAAGGCUUGGAAAAAGCUAUUUCUGUAAACGCAGGAGAAGUGGCUAUUUUUGGUACAGCCUCCGAGACAUUUAGUCAAAAGAAUAUCAAUUGUUCAAUAGAGGAGAGCUUUUCACGAUUUCAUCAGGUAAUUGAACGUGAAGUCCCACCUGAAGCGGUUGCAAAGAUUGCUGAACGGUUGUACAAGAUGGGAUGUUACGAAAUAUCCCUAGGGGAUACAAUCGGUGUUGGUACACCUGGUUCAUUAACCAACAUGUUAUCCGCAGUACGCAAAGUGAUUCCGGUUGAACGUUUAGCAUUACAUUGCCAUGAUACUUAUGGUCAGGCUCUCGCAAACAUAUAUUGCGCCUCGGAGCAUGGAGUAAGAGUCUUUGAUAGCUCGGUUGCAGGUUUAGGAGGAUGUCCCUUUGCUAAAGGAGCAACCGGAAACGUGGCAACAGAAGACGUGGUAUAUAUGUUACAAGGAAUGGGUUUUCAUACGGGUGUGAAUCUUGAAAAUCUAGUACGCACUGGUAAUUAUAUUUCGCAACAUUUGGGUAGACAAAAUGGAUCGAAAACGGCCGUUGCUUUAACUGCCAAGAAUAAUGUGUGA